AUGAAGUGGCUCGUUUCUCUCGUCGCUUUCGCUGCUAUCCAGAUCGUCUCUGGCGCGCCUGAGCUCGUCAAAAGGGCGUCACCGUCCGAUGUUGCCAACCUCGGUUACGCGACUUUGAACGGCGGAACCACUGGCGGCGCGGGCGGGACCACCACCACAGUCUCCUCCCUUGCUGCCUUGACUGCUGCAGUCAGUGGCACCUCCAAAAAAAUCGUCAUCGUCUCUGGGACAAUCACAGGCAACACCGUCGUAAAGGUUGGAAGCAACACGUCCGUUCUCGGGAAAUCAGGAGCUUCUCUCGUCGGUGUUGGCCUGCGCGUCCUGGACUCGUCGAACGUCAUCAUCCGCAACCUCAAGAUCUCCAAGGUUUUGGCUGAUGCUGGCGAUGCGAUUGGCGUUCAGAACUCGAACAAGGUCUGGCUCGACCACCUUGACCUCUCCAGCGACAGAGACCACGACAAGGACUACUACGACGGUCUUCUCGAUCUCACCCACGGCGUCACCGAAAUCACUGUCACCUGGAACAAGCUCUCCAACCAUUGGAAAGGUUCUCUCGUUGGCCACUCUGACAGCAACGGAUCCGAGGACACCAAGAUCACCGUUACCUACGCCUACAACUACUUUUCCAACAUCAAUUCGCGCACACCGUCGUUCCGCUUUGGCCGUGGCCACAUCUUCAACAACGUCUUCGACAAUAUCGGCGAUGGAAUCAACACCCGCGCUGGUGCACAACUCCUCGUCGAGAACAAUGUCUUCAGUAACGCCAAAAAGCCCCUCUAUUCGACCGACGGUGGUUACGCUGUAGCUCGUGGUAACGACUUUGGUGGUGUCGCCAACACGGCCCCCGCCGGCACCUUCACCUCCGCGCCAUACUCUUACAGCCUCACCGCUGUUGGCAGUGUAAGGUCCUCCGUCGUUUCGGGGGCCGGUCAGACCUUGUCCUUCUAG
Cyclocybe aegerita is the source of this 948-nucleotide messenger RNA. The record is from the annotation of a GenBank genome assembly. Lineage: Eukaryota; Fungi; Basidiomycota; Agaricomycetes; Agaricales; Hemipholiotaceae.